CAAACCGACGGAUUUCGGACAACAAGAGAUAUGUAUUUAGCAUAAAUCUGUUAUUUCAAGAUUUUCUCCUCAUAAUAGUUAUACGUAUUUUUAUUUAGUUAAAACUAAACACAUUUGCCUUGGCUUGUUUGUGCGCUGGGAAUUUUGGAGAAAAUCAAGAAAGAAAUGAAGCUGUCUUUGGUCGUUUUUCUUGCGACUGUGUUUCAUGAAGGAAUAGCAGACUUUCUGGUGGACCAGGAGGCUUUCUUUCAGUCAUUAAAACAGUUUGAGAAAGACCGCCAAGAAGCCUCCAGUGGGCCAGAAAUCGGUCCUCCAGUGCAAGAGGCAGAGGCGGUUGAAGACGAGUCGGCCUGGAACCAGUUUUCAUUGACGAAGAGAUCAAUAACGACAGAGAAACGAAACACGAUUCGUCUAAACUUCCCUGACAGUCUCCCCAAAGAGAAUGGCACAGGCCGUGUGGAAGUUUAUCACGACAACCAGUGGGGUACUGUGUGUGAUAGAUCCUGGGACGGCAAAGACGCGUUCGUCGUCUGCAAUGAACUGGGACUAGUCAAAGCGAUCCACGAGACCAAAAGGGCUAAAUAUGGUCAGGGAAUAGGUCCAGUAUGGCUCAAUAACGUGCAGUGCACGGGAGGAGAGAGGUCGUUGCUAGACUGUCCCCACUCUGGAUGGGGAAAUGUGGGCAGUUGUGCGCAUGGCAAUGAUGCUGGGGUCAAGUGUUUGCAAACAGGCCUCCCACGCUUGAUUGAGGUUGGCUGCUACAAAGACAGCGAAUCAAACCGAGCUCUGCGAACUUUGUACGCGUUCUUGCGACUGGAAAUCGAUUGGUACAACCUGCGAAGCAUGAUAACGAAGUGCGCGGAAAGAGCUUGGAGUCGAGGAUUCCGAUACUUCGGAAUCCAAUUCUAUGGAGAAUGCUGGAGUGACGAGGAAGCAGAGACUCGAUACGCUAUGCACGGGGAGGUGGAUGCAUCAAACACUGAACAGAACUGCCUUGAAGGCACCGGUAUGCACUGGGCUAAUUUUGUUUACAAAUUCGCACCAUGGGCGGAUCUGGGAUGCUGGAGGGAUAACAAACUUGACCGAGCUAUGUCUCAGCUGCUCGUCAACCUGCGAUUCCAGAUUGACUGGUUUAACAUCGGUAAAACCGUUGACUUGUGCUAUCAGGCCGCAAAGAAGGCCGGCAAGAAGUACUUUGCCGUGCAGUUUUAUGGCGAAUGCUGGGUAGAUAAAGAUGACUCGACUUACAUGAAGCACGGACCGAGCACGGCUUGUUGGAGCGGUGUCGGAAAAGGAAGCACGAACUAUGUGUACAAAGUGGAGUGGUAACUAGAUCACUGAAUCCUUUGAUAAUCUUUGCAGGAUCUGUUUUUUUCUUGAAGUAUUUGUUGGACACUUAAGUGACAGGGAAUUGCUAGUCCUGAAAGUUUGCUGUAUCUGUGUAUCUGUGUAAUAAGAAAUAAAGCAAAGCUGAAAAAAGUCGA
Messenger RNA from Orbicella faveolata, 1484 nucleotides. Its product is annotated as galectin-3-binding protein A-like. The record is from RefSeq and is a predicted model, not a curated record. NCBI's taxonomy places the organism in Eukaryota, Metazoa, Cnidaria, Anthozoa, Scleractinia, Merulinidae. Gene Ontology annotation, cellular component: membrane.